Molecule: messenger RNA, 2815 nt
Organism: Bactrocera oleae (olive fruit fly)
Lineage: Eukaryota; Metazoa; Arthropoda; Insecta; Diptera; Tephritidae
Gene: GIIIspla2
Product: Phospholipase A2 group III
Biological process (GO): arachidonate secretion; phospholipid metabolic process
Source: RefSeq, a predicted model, not a curated record
AACUAGUUAUUUAGACGUUUUUUUUACAAGAUACUCUGUAAACUCGAAACGUCGCUAUCCAUAACCGGAAAUUCGGUUUUCGCAGUGCGGAAAUGUUGAUAUUUGCUGGAAACACUUAACAAUUGCAAUCAAAUUUAUAACUAACACAAACACGAAGCUGGAAUUUUCCUAAAGGGCUCAUCAUCCACUCUUUUGUUUAACUUCAUUGUAUCUCUUGCAUGUUUUUCGUUCUCACACAUUGUGUACCUUCAGUUCGCUAGACUCAUCAUUAAAUUAGCGAAUUUUGCCGUACACGACGAGCCCCACCAACAACACUUGUUCUAGUAGUAUAUAAACGCAUGAUUGGCCAAGGGGCGGUUAGUCAUUUAGUCAGUGUCAUCUGUGUUGCAAAGAGACGCACAUACGGCUAGAAAGUGCUAGAAGCUUUGAUCGGAAACAAAAAUUUGAAUAUAUAUACAUACAUAUUUCGGAAACUUUAAUUCUAACAAGCGGAAAGGGAACUAAAUAGAAAUAAUCGUUCGUUCACUAUUUUUUGAUUUUGUUGUUGUUAUAACUGAGAGACAUUUCAAACAAGUGAAACAUUAUGACAAAUUAUCAUAAGCUGUGUCUAUAUGCUGUGUUUUUGUUGUUGUCCUGCUGUACCACACAGACAUGGUCAGCAUAUUUGCCAGUAAAUGAGGAACAUAACCUAAAUCAAUUGGAAGGGUUACAAAAGCAACAAUCUCAGCGGUAUUUAUAUACAGAACGUCCAGCAGACAAAAGCCAAAUCAUCAAUAAGGGCGAAACGCGAAGCGCGGUUGAUACGACCGCAACAGCAGACACCAACAAUGCUGCAAUACCAGCAUGGUACAGCGCCACAGACGAAGAUACCGCUACGCUGGGUAAUUGGCAAUUGUUACCUCAUGGAUCAUACGAUAAAAACGAUGACGUAGUGGCUGGCAAUGCGCCAAUACAUGCGGUGGCGUGGUCUGAUCGUGCGUACGAAAAUAGCGAUGUGUACGAUGCAUUUGACAGCGACGGCGACACCGAAUUGGACAGCGACAACGACAACGACAUGAACAACGGUGAAACCGGCGAAGAGUUAACCAACGCAUAUAGUGUUUUGAGUCGCAAGCGACGCGGUUUCGAUGAUUGGCUCAUAGCGCCGCAUACACGUUGGUGUGGGCGUGGCAAUAAUGCCAACAACAAUUACAACCAACUUGGUGGCGCUUCAGACGCGGAUAGAUGUUGCCGGCGACAUGAUCAUUGUCCCGUUUACAUAUCGGCAUUCAGUAAUCGGUAUGAAAUCUUCAACUAUCGGCCAUACACAUUGUCGCAUUGCAGUUGCGAUCGACGUUUCCGUGCCUGCCUGAAAAUGAACAACGACGAGCCGUCGAACACCAUCGGACAGCUCUUCUUCAAUAUGGUGCCAUCACAAUGUUUCAUACUACGUAAUGAACGGCAUUGUUUGGAACGCGAUGCGAAGGGUAACUGCGUAAAGGAGACAACGCGAAAGCAUGCCUAUGUGCGGGAAAAUGAAAAGUACUAAAUAUUACGUGUGCUCACAUAAAUAUACUUGUACAUGUAUGUGUGUAGCGACGAAGAAGUUGCCACAAAAGGCAUGCAGAAAUGAGACUGGCCAGUUUAUUGAGCGUAAUUGGGCUUACGAAGCCUUACGAAGCUAAUGCAGGUGUAAAAGAAAUAUCGAGAAAAUAUAAUUAAAACAAAAUCAGACACAAAGACGAUUUAAACAUUUUGUUUGGUACGCGUGUUGUAUGUGUACAAGUAUGUGCAGCGCUAGCUAAUACAAGGCCGUUAAAUGGUGUGAUUGAUAUGCAGUUACUAUGCAUAGCUAUGUAUGUACGUAACGUAAACGCGUUUCAAAUUCAAAUGGUUUACCGUAAGAGCGCAGCUAACUAUACAUUUGAGUCACCUUGUGUCUGCUAUAAUUGAAUGAUUUGUUUAGAAACAGCAAAAAUGUAAAUAAAAUAAGUUUCGAUGUCAUGCCAAUAUUUUCUAAAUGAUAUUACGUGUAUGUCUGAUAUUAAUUAAGAUUGAGCAUACACAAUUUUAGUCAUUAUUUAUUUUUAUACAUAUCUGUAGCUUAUAUAGAGCGACUAUCGUAUUCCAGAAUACUUGUGCAGAACAUAACGGCUGUAAUACGAUAAACUUGUUCCAAAUGUCUCGAUGUUGUAUUGUACUAAUAGUUUAACACAUAGACGCUUAAAAUUAUACGUACUUUUCGAGCAAUAAGAAGUUGAAGAAGUAAAUACAUAUAUAUAUAAGUUAAUCUUAAAAAAAUAGAAGAGUAGUAUAAAAAAAACAGUAGGCGCUGCAAAGCAUUACUAUUUAAUAGGAUUAAGCUUAGUAAUUAGAAAAAAAGCGUAAAAAAUAAAUUAAAUUGUUACAUUGAUUGUACGCGUACGUUUGCAUAUAGAAUUACACAUACAUACAUAUAUAGUACUGUCAAAAUAUGUACCAUUAUUAAACACUAUAGCUCACAAAUAAAAAUAUGAAAGAAUUAAAAAAAAACGUAUUUUUACUAUUUUAAACAAAAGUUUUUAAGCAAUAAAAAUAUUAGUUUCAUGUAUGAGAAAUAAAAUAACUGAAUAAUAAAAUUAUAAAAAAAUAUAUCGGUGUCAUUUAGCUCUGGUCUAAUAUGAAAGUUCUAUGUAGAUAAUUUUUGAAAACAAAAAAAUCAUAGUAGACAUGAUUCAAUUAAAACAAUGUGUCAAACAUAAUUGGAUCCAUAAUGUCUAAAUCAGUCAUUUUGCUUUGUAUUGUUUUGAUUUUAUAAUACAAAAAUAAAUUUUCCACACAUUUCAACCAAUUAAAA